UGCUAUGAAAGAACACAUUAGAAAAUCUGAAGAUGAUAGCUCAUAUUCAAAAAUCCCAAUUAAAUCUCACUUAAUAUUGAAUAUCAGAGAAAAAAAAUCACCUUCAAAAACAUAUGUUAAUGUUUGGCCUAUUCUUCCAAAUACUGAUUACAAAAUAUUCCAUGUAGUAAAUAGCAAUCAAGAAGAGUUUUCUAUAAAUGUGGAUUAUAUUGAUGUUGAUGAAACAACCACAAAAAAAAGAAGACAUAACAUGAAUCAAAGAAAUCUCAAUGAUCUGGUGGAUUUAAGUAAAAGUAAUAAGGAAGGUGCUAACAUUUGCCAAAAUAAAUUUGACAAUGCUCAAAAACUUUUAAUACAAAUUCUAAAUGAGAAUAUUGGGAGACAAUUUGGUAUUGAUGGUGUCCAUUGUAUAAAAUUCAAUGUCCGCAAUGACCAGGUUAAUGCCAUACAUUAA
This is a messenger RNA of Entrophospora candida, 454 nucleotides long. NCBI's taxonomy places the organism in Eukaryota, Fungi, Glomeromycota, Glomeromycetes, Entrophosporales, Entrophosporaceae. The record is from the annotation of a GenBank genome assembly.